AUGGUUUCUAACUGGACCAAAAUUCCGCCACCGCUUUUCAAAAAAGUUGUCAUUGUGCUAAUAGAUGCUUUGAGACAUGAUUUUGUUUUUGGAUCCAAAGGUAAACAGUUCAUGCCGUAUACUAGACAAGUUGUUGAAAAAGGGACAUCCUAUAGUUUCAUUGCUGAAGUGAAGCCACCCACUGUGACUAUGCCUCGAAUUAAGGCUUUGAUGACAGGUAGCAUACCUGGUUUCAUUGAUGUUGUUGUGAACCUCAAUUCUCCAGCUCUGUUGGAUGACAAUCUGAUAUGGCAGGCAAAAACAGCUGGGAAAAGAAUAAUCUUUUACGGUGAUGAUACAUGGGUUAAAUUGUUUCCAAAGCAUUUUGUGGAAUAUGAUGGAACAACAUCCUUUUUUGUGUCAGAUUUUAUAGAGGUUGAUGAUAAUGUUACCAGGCAUUUGGAUAGAGUGUUGAAGAGAGAUGACUGGGAUCUCCUAAUACUACAUUACCUAGGGUUGGACCAUAUUGGACAUGUGACUGGGCCAAACAGCCCAUUAGUGGGACCAAAACUUCGUGAAAUGGAUAAUAUAGUGAAGAAGAUUCAUAUUUCUCUUCUCUCAAAGGAAGAAGCUUCUCUGCCCAAUUUGCUAGUUGUUUGUGGGGAUCAUGGGAUGUCUGAAACAGGUAGUCAUGGUGGUUCUACAGACGGAGAAGUGCACACACCACUGCUGUUUAUCAGCUCUGCUUUUGAAAAGAGAAAUGGUCUUCUAACCAAACCUGAACUUGUGCAACAAACUGAUCUAGCUAGCACACUGGCAGUAGGUCUUGGUCUACCAAUUUCAAGAAACAGUGUUGGGAACCUUAUAUUGCCAAUUGUGGGAGGCAAGACAAUGAGAGAACAACUACGUUUUGUGCACUUGAAUGGGAUCCAGCUUAGCAGCCUGCUGCAAGAGAAUACAGCUGCAUAUGAAAAAGAUCCUGGAUAUGAAUAUUUUAAGAUGGCAGAAAAGUCUCAUGGUAAUUGGAUCAAAUUGUAUUUAGAGGGGAAUAAUUCAGAAAUACUCCUAAAUCUUGGCAAAAAGGUCCUGAAGCAAUAUUUGGAGGCCCUGAGGACUCUGAGUUCUUCACUAAGCAAACAAGUCACGCAAUAUGACAUGUAUUCAAUGAUGGUGGGGACUGUGAUCAUUAUGGAGGUUCUGCUGCUGCUUCUGCUUAGUGUUCCAAAAGCCCUGAGCAGCCGGGCAGAAUUUGAAGUGCUGCUCUCCCCUCCACUAUUCUCUCUGCUGUUUUACUUGAUGUGUCUGAUGCUGUGUGCAGUUCACGUCAUUGUAUGCACAUCGGUACAAAGUUUAUGCUUUUUUUGCAGUAUGUCCUGGUUAACAGCAAUUGGAGUGAUGAUGCUGAUUUCUGUACUCAUGUGCAUUAUUUUAUCUGCCAUUGCAAAGAUGUUUGAGAAUUCCAGACUUCUACUGAAGAAUCCCGUUGUGUCCAGUUCCAGCUGGUCAGAAGUAGAUGUGCUGAUUCUGGCUGGAACAAUUGGCCAUGUUUUGAGUUUGGGGGCAAGCAGUUUUAUAGAAGAGGAACAUCAAACCUGGUAUUUUCUUAUAAAUACACUUUGUUUGCUGCUGUGUCAGGAAAAAGAGUGUGACCCUCAACAUAGCACCACUGUGAAACAAAAUUUUGAUAGUAUCAAGGAAGUGUCUGCGUGCAGGAAUAUAGACAUUCCAGCAGCAGGUAAUUCAAAAUUGGGCAAGUCCACUUCUUCAGCUGAAGCCAUGAAAGGAUCAGAUAAGUGGAUAAGCUUAGUGAGUCCAUGGAUCAUUCUUAUUUGCUGUCGGCUACUUCGAUCAUUGAAUCAGACAGGCAUCCAGUGGGCUCAUCGGCCAGACUUUGGACAUUGGUUGAUAAGCUCUGAACAUAAAUCUGAACUCUCCUUCUUGGCUGCAGUCUCCCUACUUAUGGUCUUCUUUCUGGUUCAAAGAAGAUGCUCCCUGGUUUCAAAAAUUGCUAUGGCACUCGGGCUUCUGGGAGUCUACAGUUACCGGGCAGCUAUUGGAAAUGUCAUAUUUCCAUGGCAACAGGACAGCAAAGAUAUUUCAAAGGGGAUUACUGAAGCUCGUUUCGUUUAUGUCUUUGUCCUUGGCAUAGUCUUUACUGGCACUAAGGAUUUACUGAAGUCACAGGUUAUUUCUUCAGUUUCCAGCAUGAAGAGUACAGGAUUAUGGGAAGUGUAUAGUGGAUUGGUUCUACUAGCAGCCCUUCUAUUUAGACCUCACAAUUUACCAGUCCUGGUGUUUUGUCUGCUGAUUCAGACCAUGAUAACAAAAUAUAUCUGGAGACCUUUGAAGUUUGAUGCAGCACAGAUUACUAUCAUGCACUACUGGUUUGGCCAAGCUUUCUUCUAUUUUCAGGUAAGCUGA
Molecule: messenger RNA, 2400 nt
Organism: Charadrius vociferus (killdeer)
Lineage: Eukaryota; Metazoa; Chordata; Aves; Charadriiformes; Charadriidae
Gene: PIGG
Product: phosphatidylinositol glycan anchor biosynthesis, class G
Exons: 10
Coding region: 1-2400 (799 amino acids)
Biological process (GO): GPI anchor biosynthetic process
Cellular component (GO): endoplasmic reticulum membrane
Source: RefSeq, a predicted model, not a curated record